Messenger RNA from Syzygium oleosum, 2852 nucleotides. RefSeq names its product putative clathrin assembly protein At1g33340. Gene Ontology annotation, molecular function: 1-phosphatidylinositol binding; SNARE binding; phosphatidylinositol-4,5-bisphosphate binding. NCBI's taxonomy places the organism in Eukaryota, Viridiplantae, Streptophyta, Magnoliopsida, Myrtales, Myrtaceae. The transcript has 3 exons. The coding region runs from base 1555 to 2823 and encodes 422 amino acids. Gene Ontology annotation, cellular component: clathrin-coated pit; clathrin-coated vesicle. The record is from RefSeq and is a predicted model, not a curated record. Gene Ontology annotation, biological process: clathrin coat assembly; clathrin-dependent endocytosis; vesicle budding from membrane.
GUUCUUAUAAAAGAUCCAAGCAAAUAUUUUUCAGGUCUUGGUUUUUACCUGCUGACAUUCAUUUAAAGUUUACUGACCAGCUUGAGUCUGAGGCUGACCAAGAGUUGGUUUUCGCAUCUUUUCAACUUGCCAAAUCAGUUUGUGCUCUUGGUUACAAGUUUCUGCUAGGUGAACAAGGACAAUUUUUCGCCGGAUGUCCUGACCUGCUGAUAUCGAGCAUAAAAAAGACUUUUGUGUAUUUGUAAAUAUUUAUUAGAAUAACAUCAGAGAGAUUGAUAGUCAGUUUGCAAUAUGUUAUUACUAGAGGUAUUGCAGUUACUUUGGACAGCACACUCUCACUGAGAUAUUUACUUGAGAUUCUACCUUCACUUCUUAAGACUAGCUUUUUCUGUCUACUUCAGGGGAGGUUUAGCCCCUGGACUGGCACCCUUGUACUAUGAAUGCUUCUAUAUUUGAUUGAUGGAAAUGCAACCUAAACACCAUAGCAUGAAUGCCAAUCGAAAUUUUCCAUGGUAUUAGUCCAACUUGGCGUGUUCCAUGAUCAAACCGUAUGUUUGAUGAAUCUUUUACUCAAUACGUCCCUUGACAGCAAAUGUGGAAAACUCCUGGUUAGGAUCAUUUUCUAAAUGAGUUACUAUUGCAGAAAUGAACUCUUCUAGAUAAUAGACUUAGCAUGAGAGCUACACCUGCAGCAGCUAGAAAUGACUUUGAGCUGUUCUUGAGCACUAGGGAGUGAGGGUUGCCUGUUUGUUGAAGCAUAAAUUAUCUGUUUUGUGAGAAAGCAAAAUCAUAGCAUUGAUGCAUUUUCUUUUUCUUCAAAUCCGUGGGGUUGGAACUGUUUGAAGUACCACAAGAAGCUAUUGAAUGAGGUCUUGGCCUUGGUGAUUGCUACAAUAAUGUACUUUUUCACUGCACAUCAUAUGGAAUGAUUUCGUGCUGCAUGAGACUUUCUUUACAAAAAGCAUGAUUAUGAUGGUUCAGUUAGCCAAUCACCUUUUCUCAAGGCUGUUAUCGGGCCAGGUCUUUAAGGUUUCAUUUAUUCCUGUAGGUGCCUGGAUAUCAGAGGUUAUGUAUACUCGUGCUCGUUGAUUGCACGGUGGAUUAACUUCAACAAAACUACAAAUAGAAUUUUACUUGAACAAGCAUCCAGUACUUGCAAAACUGUUACAUGCAUAGAAUUCGUCUUCCUUUCAGUUUCAUCGACCUAAUCCAUUUAACUUCGGAUCCUUCUUUAGGGUUUUUUGCCCAGAAAAGGUUUUGAGGCCCCCAUUAAUUCCUUCCGUCUCUUUGUAUUUGGGUAUGCGAGUGUAGACUUUCAUAUCAUCUCUGACUUUCUCUUUUUAGAGGAAGCAUAUGAAGCAGGGAUUUGAUUGGCACAAGGAAUAAUGCAAGUUGGAGAGAGGUAGAAUCUAAUCAAGUGCAAGUGUUUGGCCACCUAUCUUGAGCUUUAUUCAUACAUGCUAGAUUACAAACAUUGACAAAGAUUGUGAUGAUAAGACGCUGAUGAAUCUGGAGGAGGGAGCUUUUUCGAAGUCAAAGACAACAUAAACUGUGAUGCUGCGAAUUGGAAGAGAGAUUGAUGCAGAAGAAUCCUAUUCCUUGAGAAUGAGUUAUUUUGCACACACUUUCCUCCUUCCAUCUCCAAGCUGCAAAGGAACAAGAGGAGAAGGAAGAAUGGGAGCCGAUGCGCAUGCCAAGCUGAGGCUUGCUAUCGGUUUUGUCAAAGACCAUGCUUCAGUUGGCAAAGCCAUAUUAAACAAGAAAAGUGGGUUGUCCGAGAUUGAAAUUGCUAUAAUUCGUGCAACUGGUCAUGAUAAUAGUCCAGUAGAUGACAAGCACAUGCACGAGAUCCUCUUUCUUGUAUCGAACUCGCCGGAUUCAAUCUUGUUUCUUGCCGAACGGAUUUCUCGACGCCUCAAUAGGACGAGAGACCGCCAUGUAGCGCUCAAGGCACUCAUGUUGACCCACCGUCUCCUUCGUGGAGGCAACCAUGGCUUCGAGCGUCAGCUGCGUAGCGCGCACUUUUCGGGCCAUCUCCAGAUGAGUCCUGGCUGGUGGUUCUCGAGAAGCUCCGAUCCCCUGGUUUGCUUUCUUCACAAGUAUGCGGCUUAUCUCAAUGAAAGAAUGGGGUGGAUCAUAAACCCCGGUGGGAAGCUCGAACCGUUUAAGGCUCCAGGUUUGGAUUUCGGGUGUUACAGAGAAAGAUCAUUAGAAUUGGUAUUUCACAGAUUACCAAAGUGUCAAUUAUUUAUCGACAAGGUCCUGGAAUGUUCACCUUAUGAUGAUUUGCCCUCAGAUAGGCUGGCUCAAGCAGCUAUAUGCAACACUUUGAAAGAGAGCUUUCAAGUUUAUACGGCGUUCUGUGAAGGCGUGGCGGCUCUCAUGAACAUGUUCUUCGACUUGACCCCACCAGCAAGAGUCAUAGCUUGUGACAUACUCAAAAAGGCAUCUCAGCAGAGUGUACAACUUCAAGAAUUGUACGGAAAAUGCAGACGGACGAUAAGAAUCAGGAACUUGGAGUACCCUUCGGUCAAAGUCAUGACCCUGGACCAUGUCAAGGCAUUGGAGGAAUGCUUAAGCAAUAUCCCCUCUGGAGUUUGCAAUUCUCUAAAGAGUACGUCGAUUUCCAAACGACUUCUGCAUUCGGGUUUGGAUAAAUUCGACGAUGUGAGGGUGAAGAUGGAGUGGAAAGAAAGGGAGGAUGCUAGGUUAAAAAAGGGUCUGUCUUAUUCAUCUGCUACUUUUGUUUCCUGGACGAUGGAGACAAAAAUAAGCAAUGUAUGGGUAGUAUUUGAAGAUGAAGAUACUACGGAUUCAUCUUGAGAUUAAUGAGAUCAAUAUUUGUCUUUAAA